Molecule: messenger RNA, 1067 nt
Organism: Dermacentor silvarum
Lineage: Eukaryota; Metazoa; Arthropoda; Arachnida; Ixodida; Ixodidae
Product: rab-like protein 2A
Exons: 8
Coding region: 185-868 (227 amino acids)
Cellular component (GO): endosome; Golgi apparatus
Molecular function (GO): GTP binding; GTPase activity
Source: RefSeq, a predicted model, not a curated record
UCACGCCCCACUGCCCGCUGUCACGCGUCCCUAAUUUUUUGUUCCCUUCGUGGCGUCUCUAUACCGGCCGUGCUGCGUUAUUCGCUGUUCAUCAUUGAUUGUUUGCGUGGCGCUCGCGCAGCACGGGCUAUACGGCCGCGGUAGUCGUCUUCGUGGCAGUUGACGCGCAUGCCAAUCUCGGAAAAUGGCCGGCGGAGCGAUGGACGCUGGAGGCACCGAGGAGGGCUUGGAGCACGGCGUAGAUGACGUGGACGGACACGUGAAGCUCAAGGUUAUCUGCCUGGGCGACAGUGCUGUGGGGAAAUCAAAGCUCGUGGAACGGUUUCUACUGGACGCCUACAAACCUCACCAAGUUUCUACCUACGCACUCACACUGUUACGACACAAGACGAAAGUUGAUGGUGAACCUGUUAUAGUAGAUUUCUGGGACACUGCCGGCCAAGAGAGGUUCAAGACUCUUCACCCUUCCUAUUACCACCAGGCGGACGCUUGUAUUCUGGUCUUCGACGUCACAAGGAAGAUCACGUACAAGAACCUCUCUAACUGGUACAAGGAGCUUAGAGAUAACAGGCCUGCAAUACCUUGUCUUUGUGUCGCCAACAAAAUUGAUGCUGAUAGCACUGUCGUGCAAAAGAGCUUCAACUUCGGCAAGAAGAACGGCAUGCCUUUCUACUUUGUAUCCGCGUCUGACGGCACGAACGUUGUAAAGAUGUUUCGAGAUGCCAUCUCGGCAGCUUACAGGUACCGAAAGGACCCCACAGAUUUCAUCGACCAAGUACUGCAAGAAUUGGAGGGCUUCAGCAGUGAAGGCGAAACUGAAGACACGUCUUCAACUUCUGGCGGCAGCGCAUCUGUGAAGCCCGUGUAAGACCCGACGAAGAUGACGGUAGAAAUAAUGCUGCGGAGCGUCCUGGGUUGUGUGUAUGCAAUUUGCCCAAGACUGUCUGAAACCGGGGUGCUGUGAAAUUGACGCACAUAUAUAAGAAUUCGCACAGUAAUAAAGUUCGAUUCUAUUAAACAAGCUUUUUAUAGGGAAUGCUUACAUGAACAAAUUUGUGUAAAUAAAA